Messenger RNA from Homalodisca vitripennis (glassy-winged sharpshooter), 1491 nucleotides. Its product is annotated as 28 kDa heat- and acid-stable phosphoprotein-like. The transcript is spliced from 6 exons. The record is from RefSeq and is a predicted model, not a curated record. Gene Ontology annotation, molecular function: RNA binding. Bases 114 to 698 code for a protein of 194 amino acids. Lineage: Eukaryota; Metazoa; Arthropoda; Insecta; Hemiptera; Cicadellidae. Gene Ontology annotation, cellular component: cytosol.
AUUUUUUUCUUUGGCGUUACCAAUUAAUAUUCCAUAACCAUAAGUCGUGCUGUUAAAAUUGUUCCAUUGAUUUUCUUACUGUUAAAUUGUUAAUAUAAGUUUAUCUUUGAAAUAUGCCAAGGGGAAAAUACACCAACCACAAGGGCAGGAAUCGUAGGUUCACUAAUCCUGAGGAAUUAGAAGAACAACGUAAACGGGAAGAAAAGGAAAAAAGAUGGCGUGCUGAGAGAGGGGAAGAGUCAAGCGAGGAGGAGGAAGAGGCAGCUGGAGACAAGAAAAAGCAGUUGGAGAAUGAAGCUAGCAGUGAAAGUGGAUCUGAAAGUGAAUCUGAAAGUGACGAAGAUGUGAAGGCAAAAGGUGUGGAGAAACUGAUUCAGGUAGAAAACCCCAAUAGGGUGCAGAAGAAGGCGAAGAAACUGUCUACUCUCAAUGAGGUAGUCAAUCAAAAUGUGAAAACUGAGCUGUCGAGGAAGGAACGAGAAGAGCUUGAGAAGCAGAGAGCGACAGCGCACUACCAGAAGCUUCAUGCAGAAGGUAAAACAGAGGAAGCAAGGGCAGACCUUGCGCGACUGGCAAUCAUCAAACAACAACGAGCUGAUGCUGCCAAGAGAAGGGAGGAUGAGAAGAAAGCGAAAGAAGCACUACAACAGAAGAAGACGGAGCAGACACAGAAGGCACUUGGAAAGAAGACAACCUGAUAACCAACUUAACCUCUAGAACUCUGCUCGAGUGAGAUUUGGACUCGAUUAUUACAAAACAAGCUCAUCAUUCUCUGCAACUGAGCUCUACUUCUGAUGUGUAUUAUAAUAUUUAUAACUGAUAAAUUGUGAUCUAUUAACAACUAUAGGCUACUAGCAAUAGUUCGCUCCUAGAGUUUGAAAGAUUAUAGUUAUUAAUUAAUUUUUAUUGCGUGGAAUAUUUCUUUUGGUUUAUUAUAAUUUUAAAGCCUAGCGUCUUUUAAUUGGAUUGUUGUAAAAAGUACUUUUUAUUGUACAGAUUAUUUUUAUUUCCCUCUAAUUUGACAUUAGUUUCUUGAAUAUUAACUUUAAUUUAUCUGUUACAAUAUACACACUUGUAUUUUUAGUUCUAUGUAGCGUUAUAGUUGUUUGGAAUUAUUUUUGGAAAAUUAAAUAAAUUUUUUGUAUUUUUGAUUUUAUUAUUGUAGUUAAUUACAAAUAUUUUAUUUGUUUUGGGUAAAAGAAUGAUUUUUUAAAAUUCACAAUGUCCGUAUGUAUCUAAGGAAUUUUCUAGUGAUUUGUAUCUGUUACUUUUGUAAUUUGUAGUUUCUUGAUUAAUUUGUAGUUUUAAAAGUUCUUAAAAAAAACAAGAUUUUUUUCAGUUUGUAGAAAUGGAUUUGGAGGUGAGAUAAACAAUUGUUACCUUAAAUAAUUGUAAUUUGUUGUAGUGUGUAAGUUCCAUUUUUCAUCUCAUAUUAAUUUAGUUCUUUAAUACAUUUUUUUUGUGGUUUUAAAUAAACUAUCUGAAACUGUU